This is a messenger RNA of Naegleria gruberi, 597 nucleotides long. RefSeq lists its product as uncharacterized. Bases 1 to 597 code for a protein of 198 amino acids. The record is from RefSeq and is a predicted model, not a curated record. Gene Ontology annotation, cellular component: ciliary base. The transcript is spliced from 2 exons. NCBI's taxonomy places the organism in Eukaryota, Heterolobosea, Eutetramitea, Acrasida, Naegleriidae.
AUGGCCUCAAAGAAAGGAACCUUUGGAAGUGAUGGAAAAAGUUGGGCUGAUAAGUAUGACGCUGUCUCCCUCAAUUCGAUUUAUAGAGAAACAUUCCGUAAGGAAUUACAACAUCACAAAUUAAAGGAGGACUAUUCGACACAUCCUAGUAAAUUCGGAGUUGUUACAGAUAAACCAAAUAAGCGAGGAAAGAAAUUCUUAGAUAAAGAUCAAGCUCUAUUGGAGAGUAUCUUUAAUAGUCUUACACCAGAGCAAAUUGAAAAGUUUGAACAAACAGUUGGAGAACCAGUUGACAAUCUGAUCGACACUAAAAUCACACCAGAGAAGGAGGAAGAAAUGAUGAGAACCCAAAGAGAGGAUCAAAACUUUUUAGAGACAAGGAAAAACCUCUCUAAAAUACCUACCGAUAGAUUCCCAAAGCCACAAACCAGUUCUCAACAAGUAGGGUGGUUCCACAAUCAAGAUACAGCCAUUAGAAGUACCACCAGUUUCAAACCAAAGAAGAGUUGUGAAGAAACACUUUUUGCUAAUCAACUUGUUCAAUUCAAAGCCAAUAUUAGAGAAACAUCCAAAGGAAGUGCUCCACCAAAGAAGUAA